CUGCUGGCGAAGCAGUAUAUAGCGUCGUAUUUUUUUCAUUCGAUUAAGAAAAGUUGAACAGAGUGGAACGAGUGGAACUACACACAGAAACUUAAGUUUAGUUUUUAAUCAUGUUGUUGCAUUUGAGUUUGGUGUUGCUGCUGUUGUCUACUUGCUUGGUUGUCGCCCAAGGUGAACGAUCAUCAGGUAAUCGACCGGAUUAUUGCUCACUGCCUCCGGUGAUGGAGGGCGAGAAGCAAUGCAAGGGAUACAUCAGGAAAUGGACGUUCAACGAAACGGAAUCGACCUGCGCCUCUUACAUUUACGGUGGAUGCAACGGCUCCAAGAAUCUUUUCGACACGGAAGGAGAAUGUCAAGCCGCUUGCCCCCCUUCUCCCCUCGUUCCGCAGACGAAACAGAUGCUGGAUGCGUCAACUGACUCAACUCCGCUUGCAACUCCGCCGACUUCCGCCAGCGGCCCGUCCGUACCAUCCCCAGCAUCAGUAUCUCCUGCUGCUGACCGUUAUCAGUUGCCUUUAUUCCUUUUUCUUUUUAAUAUUAACCCAAUAUUUGUAAUUGGCAAAGCUGGUGAAUGA
This is a messenger RNA of Daphnia pulicaria, 575 nucleotides long. RefSeq names its product kunitz-type serine protease inhibitor nigrescinin-6-like. The transcript is spliced from 3 exons. Gene Ontology annotation, molecular function: serine-type endopeptidase inhibitor activity. The coding region runs from base 111 to 575 and encodes 154 amino acids. Lineage: Eukaryota; Metazoa; Arthropoda; Branchiopoda; Diplostraca; Daphniidae. The record is from RefSeq and is a predicted model, not a curated record.